Spirometra erinaceieuropaei is the source of this 36784-nucleotide messenger RNA. The record is from the annotation of a GenBank genome assembly. Lineage: Eukaryota; Metazoa; Platyhelminthes; Cestoda; Diphyllobothriidea; Diphyllobothriidae.
AUGGAGUGGUGGAAGGUAAACAACGUGUACGGCAUUCUCGGUCAUUACCGCAUCAAUUGCAGUGAGGAUGGUCAAAAGGACAAUGUGAAAUCGGUUCAAGUAUCCAAUGACACGCUCAGCGCUAAACUGUCUGGGUUGGUUCCAAACACAAGGUACAAAUGCACCGUGGAGGCCUUUGUUCUGCCAAAUGAGCAGAAUCUGGGUGGUGGAUACAGUCAGCCGUCCUUCGAACGAUCCCCAAAGACAUGGCCCGAUGGUAUGUUGCACACAACUGCGCAUACAGUCAGCCUACACUUAUUUCAUUAAGUAAUGCCUGUUUUGCACCGUUCUUCACAUAAGCUCCCACAGAACCGACCGAGAUAGCCGUGACUGCCGUCAGCUCGACCGCCGUGAAGAUCAACUGGAAGGCCCCUCUCACUCCAAAUGGGGAUAUAAGCAAGUAUCGGGUGUUGGUUUAUGAGGGCUCGCAAAAUCUUUUUUACGAAACCGGGCCUGGCGCCCUCAGUUAUGUUCUUAACGGACUUCAGCCGUACACAACCGCUGCCUUGGCAGUUCAGGCGUACACGAAUCCGAACAGCGAUGGCUUGGGCGGUGGUUUCGGAAAGAUCAGCCCGUUGGUGUCAGUAACUACAAAGGAAGCUGGUGAGAUAAUUUGGUUCCGAUGUUUUGCCAAAGUAUGGCUUUGAUCUACCCGCAUUAACUAGAAGCAAAGUAUUAGCAUUGUCUAGUUGCUGACUUAUGAAAUACUUAGUAUUCGUACAGUAUCAUAAGUAAGGGGACAAAAGAUGGCCGGCAGAAGAAAAAAUUGCUAUCCCGUUCCGAAUUUACGCCUAAACGCACAUUUAUAUACGUUAACUGAUGAAGACGGCAUUUCUUAAAUAUUAAUCAAACGCAUUACUAAAACAGACGAUCUGCCGCAUCUUGAUUCGGAGCAAAAAUGUUCGUUUUGUCUAUGUGCCACCUUAAAAAACAAUUUCGUGUGCAAACAUAAGUGCAGAUAAUUUGACAUUUAUUUGGUCCCGUGAAUUCCAUACCAUACUGUGCAACAUUAGGAUGCAUUUGCGGAGACUUUGUUUGUGUACACUCCAAAAAAAGCCAAGAAAAGACGGUUGGUUAGGAGCGAUGGCAUGUACCAGGCAACUGUGACGUGUUUCAUUCGUCCUAUAAUAGAGAAUGCUCUUAUAUUGAGUUAAAGUUACCUUAUUGUUGGUUUCACUGAAACCCUCCACACUAUAAUAGACAAAGGUUUUGUAAAACUUUAUUGUUUAAAGUGCUCCAGCUCAAAUAUGCCGCGUAAUCUUAGCAUUCUAUUCAAAUGUUAAUGCAUCGAUCGUUAUUAGGUUUAAGAGCAAAAUUUCGAUCUUAUUAUUAGUUACGACAUUCGAUCCUAAAAUCGACACUAUGUAAAGAUUAAGUGUAAACAGUAUUCGCGUUUGGGUGAUGUGGCUGAACUGGUUUUCCCGGCACUUCCCUUGUCUUAAUACAAAAAGAAAUAAUAAGUUUAAAUUCUGACACCCUUUUUAAUGUACGAAAAAUCUAAUUUUUUGUCGAAACGAAACCGACGUUGAUCCUGAAAUCAGUAUGUGCCUGCGUCGUGCGUUCUUUUAUUUUUCCAGGUAACUGUCAGACAGAUUGUCAUAAACAUGGCUUUGAAAGCUACCAGAUAAAUCCGGUCGACAUCUUCGUUAUAUCAUGCCUCCUGUCCCCCAACCAAACAUAUAUUCAACCUCCCAUGUUUUCUUACCUGUCCUGCAGCUCCAGGUCCCGUUCAGCUUCUCAGCUGCAUUCACAUGCCACCUGGAUCGCCCAGACUUGCCUGUUCCUGGAGCUCUCCCAUCGUGCAUAACGGCGUUGUUCGAAAAUAUGCCAUUCAACUGAUGGACAUGACUUCGCACUGUGUAGUCAGUGACAAGGUGAUUGAGGACACCUACGUCACAUUCAAGGAGGCAUUCGACUUCACUCACGUUUACCAGGUCUCCGUCGCUGCAGUUACAGUUCUAGAGGGCGAGAAAACUAAUGUCACCGUUCAACUUCGGACCUCAAGUAAGUCAGUGUGUGCCAAAUCUCAAGGCUUAAUCCUCGAUGCAUUGGUUCAAAUAAUGGAACUUUUCUUAGGGGUUUGAGGGCAUGUAUACUGCUAUCGCAAUUUAACUUUCCUUUGUGAAAGGAAGAAGGUGGAGGCACAAGCUUUAAUAAGAGGUUUAGAUUGGUCCGGAUAUUUGAUUUCUGAAUGCAUUAAGGCAAAAAUUCUAUGCAAAUGCGAUAUUGCCAUUAUCUCCUUUCCAGUAUGGUCUAUAAUGCAACCAUUUCUUUUUUACUUACGACCUUGCGUAAUAGUUGGGGACGGUUGUACUCUUAUUCACGUUCAAUCUCGCCUAAAUAAUAAUAAAUGAAUUCGAGAUAAUAAAAAUGAAUUUAAAAGGUAAUUAAAUGAAUUUGAGGUUAUUGAAAUUAAGGCAACCUAAAUAAAAUCUUUUAGAAUUAGAAAUUACCUCGAGGCCGGAGUAACUUUAACCAUGCAUGAGGACCGGCCUGAUCAAAUGCAGCUUACCCCAGCACACGAUGUUUCAAGACACACCGGCUUUCCUUGUUAUGAAUGUUUUAGGGGAUCCUUGCAGGCAUUCCCGGAAGGCAUAGGAGACUGAAAAUGACCGUUUGCAGCUGGAAGGUCCAAAUCGAUGCAACUGUACUGCACGAUAUUCUGUCAUCUGUGGACAGGUAUCAUGGCCUAGUACUUACAAGGUCUGCUGCAGCAUGUUAGAAUACUCUCUAUUUUUCAGAGCAUAAAAAGCGCCAUCUAAGAUCUAAUAUCAUUUACUCCACCCAGAAUGGAGUCGCACUGGCAAAAAAUGGGGCGCUCAAGUUUGACCAAAUUCGCCUUAAUCCGCCGUUUAUUUUCUCGAAUCGCGAAACGACGACUCAAGUUCCUGUUGUUCAAACAGGCUGAAAAAUAGUGCAAGAUUUUAGCAUAACUAAAUGCUGCAAAUGACAAUAGUUUAUUUUUAAGUUUAGCACAAUUUACUCCGCCUCUCAUGGAGUUGGGCUGGACCAAAAUACAAGGAUCUGUCCAAUUUUUCGACCUUAAUUCUGAAAAAUCCAUCAUAAUUUAUAUUCGGCGGCUUGAGUAGGGAUUUAGGAUGUACUUUUCCUCUAACUUACGAAGUUGAUACAAGCCUAAGAGUACUAGAGCAUUAUUAGGCGAUGAUAAUAUGCAUGUGCAAUGUUGGGUUCUGACGCUUUAUAGUUUCCGUGCUUUCGAAGUGAUGGUGCAACCAGCCUGAAGAAAGUCACGAAUAUAUCUGGGAUUUUUCAACGAGCCUUUUUGCGUUUUAUUCGCUUAUGGCCUUGUGGCAACGUUCACCGAUUAGUUCGCAGGACAAUCUCACCCCGUUGAACCUUGGGUUUUUGACUCACAGAUCUUCUAGGUAGGUUCGUCGCGAUCGCUAUCAUGGCAGGUAGAAGAGCUGGAUAGCCAUUUCCGGCUUACUGGAUAAGGUCAUUCAGCCAUGUUUGUAUGACCCAAGAUUCGAACCCGGAUUCUUAACAGAUUGAAGGUUUUCAUGUCCAGCAUUCUAGUAAUGAGUCACGAACCCUUUUUGUUGUCGGUUGCAACCGAGAAUAUUAGCUAGGGAUAUGACAGUGAGUUAUACAUACUUGCAACAUUCCAGAUGCCUCGGUCGAUGCAGGAGGAAAGUUAGAGUGGUCUGGCUAUUACGUGUAUCCUUAUUUGGUUGUUGUGCGAAUUCCGACUUAAUAUAAAAAUAGUAGUUUAUUAAAUGCAAGACUUAAACGUAAGCACCCAGGUAAUGAGGUUUUAUUGUUGGACGCGAAAUAUAAAAGUAUUAAUAUAUAUUAAAGCUAGGUGUGAAAGAAGGGCGGCUUGUCUAGGAAUCGAAGCCGUAGGAUUUGCGUCACCAAGUUUUGAUUGGCAACUUACGGGGGGCUCCUAAGAGGUCAUGUCGUGACUGCUUAACUUCGAAAACCCCCACUGAUUUAUAAGAUUAUGGACUUCUUACACAUAGUGCAGGUUACGGGCCGUACUCAUUCUUUUGUGUCUUAAAGCUUGGCAACGAUAUGUUUAAGGACACCACUUGAGUGUCAGUAAAGUGUGUAUUAUGCCGUAUGGGGUUUUAUCGUAGUAUUCAUUUGCGAGCCGCAGCCCAAGUUGUACCGCCGGCAACAAAUACUGCCGGUGGCCUAAAAUAAUUGCUUCAACUCUGUUAUUUUUUAGAAUUUGUCUAGUUUUCAAACACCGCGCUCGUUUUCGUUUCUGGGCGAAACCAUAGGACAGGACUUUCGCCAGAAAUCCAGACAGUUUCUGUAUUUUCUUGUAUUUUAUCAUUUUACUCUCUGGCGUGCUGCCCCACCCAGAAAACCCCGUCGUCACCUUUCCCGUAUGAAUCUACCCAAGAUCUACUAACAUUUAUUCGGGAUCUUUUACCCUACCGCUGCAAUCUCAAUCCAGAACCCUACCAGGAAGUUGCAUAGCAAGUAGUAGCAUAUGCAAAUAUGGGCUACCGACAAAGACAAGGAAGCUAACUAUUAUCAUUUCUGAUUUAUCAGUCCUGCCAUGGAAAACCUGAGACUCGAACUUGGGAUCUUCAACCAUUAGAGGACAACUGAUUCGUCGGUCUGCCAGUGAGCCACGGUUCUGUUGCGCUGUUGUUUGAAUUGGGGUAGACUACCUAAGAAAAAUGGAAGCCCACCGGUCAGCUUAUGGCAUGUUUCACCAAGUUCAUUCUUAAAUGCGGACGGAGUCGUUGCAUGGGGGCCAGAAAAUAACCAUCCUAGGAAGUCGUACACAGAGGCAUAGAGAACCACGAAUGACAUCGUCCAUUCGCAAGUGUCGUCAGCUCUUUGGAAUCUCAUUCAUUCUCUCAAAUCGUAAAAUUAGACACCGCUUUUGUUGUUGAGCUCGGCUAACAUGUUUUGAAUUUUCGACUUCUCAGUAAGUAAUGAAUUUCAGAUAGUUUAGUAGAAAGAAACUUCGAAGUAAACGGUUAUUUGUUGAACAUGACGGCUAAUUCUCGGUUACUUGCUUACCGAAUGUUUUAAUUAAAGGCGGAACUGUGUUAAGCGGGCUUAGGUGAACUUGGUAAGUCGGGCUGCGCUUGUAUGCGCAAUCAACGAUACUGGGUUUGUUGGAAAGGCGCAUAGUAAUCGGGUAGCAGGGUAUGCUCCUUCUUUUUAUUUUGGGACUUGAUCAGGCAGCCGCAGAUCAACAAGUCAUAUACGUGGCAGGAGACGAAUGUAGCCAAUAACCCGGCCGGUGGGCGUUUUUACAGCAACUUCAUAUCCUCGUUUGCAGCUGACAAGAGAUAUAAGGCAUGUGGCUCAAUGAUACAGUGUCCAACUCAAUGACCAAAUGUCUCGGGUUCGAAUCCCAGGUGCCAAAACUUUGGGUUGGUUAUGGCUGAGUGACGACGGUCAAUAAGCUGGAAACUGUCAUUUCAGUCUCCCUUGUCUUUCUUGGCAGUCUCCUUCUGCAGGUUCUGAUUUUAUUGGUUUUGCCACCAUCAUGACCAAAUCUCGAGCCCAAAGUUCAGCACACAUAAUAUGGUUGUAUAAAUGGAGUUGGGCCUUUAGCAUAAAUCGUAUGCCUUGGGUCGAAUCGGAACUGACGUUUGCAAAGGUAUGGUCAAUGCAGAAAACAUAUUCGUCAUUUUUCACAUUCUAAAACAUAACCUAACCAGCUAUCUACCGUUGUCUUUAUUUAGAUUCAAAUAAAUCCCUAGCUGGCCUCGGCGCCACUGAGGAAACAAUAGUAGGAGCAAAGGCCACCGAUCCAAAUUACAUAAUUGACGAGGAGGGUCCCGCCGGAUCACACGGAAAUAUAACAGAUACAAACCUCUCUGGUUCCCUUGACGAGUUAAGUGGAACCAGUACUGCAGUCCCAAUCGAAUCAAAUGAAGAAGGUAUGACCGUUUUUAGGCAACUGCCCUGCAACCCACAAUACAUGGAUCUAGCACAUCAGAUUAGGCUCUGAGUUCACUGAAGUUCAAAGGGGAUAUUAGGCAUCCCCUUAUGAGUACACGUAAAAGAAAAAUAUCCGAGGUAUGUUAUUUGAAUUUCUCUGCUUCGCUCUACGAAGACAGACAAAGCAGAGGAAACAACUCGUUAAAACAUGACUGCAAUCGUAUUCAUUCGUUUCGGGCAAACUUUUUGUUUUCAUGCUACCGUCCACCAAUAUUACAAAGUAAUAUUCUACGGAUCAGUAGGGUGUGUAUCCGAGUAAAAUUUUUAAAAAACUUCCAUCUGGAGGCAAAAACAUCCUAAUGAUGUACUAUCAAUCAAACAACUAGAAGAGUUGGACAACCAAAUGACCAUCUACUUAAUCGUUUGUUUCUCUCAGCUGAAUUGAAAUGACUUCUAACCAUUGAGUUUGUUUUGAGAGCAGGACAUGUUUAUGUCUCUUUUUGAUGAUAGACAGUGAAAUGAUUUUAAAAUUCAAUUGCUUCAGAACUGGGAUUUUUUACGCCAAGGCCUGCACUUACCGAAAAUUACUGCGUUGAACGAGCUUUUCGCAACCCGCUCUAGCCCUUGGCUUUUACUUGUAGAAACCACUCGAGAGGAGACUUCCUCAUCGGUAGCAAUCGUCAUCGCAGUCACUGGCAUAAUUUCUCUACUUGCACUGUCGACUGCCCUCUACAUCAUUGAUGUUCGUUCGGCUAUGCCGCAUAUUCCCUUUUUCUUUGGCUUAAAUGGGAGAAAGGUUCAAUCGGAUUAUAAUAUUAACGGUCCCCUGGAGGUGAAAUCAAAUCGCAGGUAUCCGCCGCUUGUACAGACGUUAUGCUCCAAUUUCUCUCCUUACAACUAUGUCUGAUUUCCUUUUAGUGAUUCAAAUCGCGUAUACACAAAGCUGGAAUAUGUGGGGACAAAAUUCACGGAACUUCAAACACAAUCAAGCGCUGGUAAGAAUGAACCUCAUAUUCCAAUUUUAUCUGCCUUUAAAACCCAGAUAAUAUAGCGCGAAUUACGAAGCUCUAAGCGAACAAGUCAUCUACGAUAUAUAGUUAGUACAAUAUAGGUAUAUAUAUACGAUAUAUAGUAGGUAAGAUAGUCGAAUUUACUUAUCGAAGUUAGACUACUGAAAUUCUCACACUUCGCCUUCAUGAAAACAAGCGAGAGAAAGGUCGGUAUUUGAAAGACAAAUGUCGAUGAGCAUCCUUAUUCGUCUUAGACAGGGAACACAAUUCAUUUUCUUACAUUCUUACGAAAGUCCGCCGAAGAAAUUGUGUGGGCGGAAAGUCGGACGCGCUACCUCUAUAAAAAUGAUACUCGCAGGUAAAAUGCAAUAUUGUCAAGAAAUGGUUCAAGUCGAAAUUGGUUUGGAGUACAAAUUACUCAAGACUUAUUUCGCGGAACUCGCAAGCAUAUUGUCGCAAUUUUUUGUCAGUUCCCACCAACAAAACUACUUUAAAAAAAUAGUACUAUCGCGGUGACCGUGGUAGUAAGCCCAACAGCAUAACGGCUUUGUGGGUUCUACGGACUAUGAUAAAGACAAAACCGAAAUGAAUUUCGACCAACAAGAUUGGGCACACGGCAUAUUCCCAAGACUCCCUCAAUUUAAAUCCCACUGUUCUGUAAUUAAUGACAAAAAAUUAAGCUACUAAUAAUUGCCAGGUAGCGGGACCAUUCUGCAUUGAAAACAAGAGAGGUGCUUCCUGAAGUAAUGAAGGGAAACACAUUCUGAUUGUUCCUUCCUGAGGGCGAAUCGCACCUCGUUUUUUGCAUUUCCUGACCUCUGUUUUUAAGGAUUCUUUUCGUGACGGUGUGUGGAAUUCUUUUCUUGAUGGCGCUAAAAGGACCAUUUGAUAUUGAAAAUGAGAGAGAUGCAUCCUUGAGUGCUAAAGGGAGACAUAUUCUGAAUUUUCCUUCCUGAGAACGGAUCGCACGCUGUUUUUUGCCUUUUGAAACCCGCUAUUUGUUACAAUAACCCCCUGUUUUCAGAAACCUUACAAGAACAGGGAUUUUCGCCAGCCGCUAUCGCCGUGACGGUGUGUGGAAUUCUUUCCUUGAUGGCGAUGGCAGUUGGAAUCUACCUCUUGGUAGUUCGUCGCAGAAGGAGGAGUGUGUUCAACGUUGACGUUGAUGCCGAAGACGAUGACAAAUCUAUUCUUGGUCUUAAACCUGCCCUGACCGCUUCUCAAGUCUAGCAGUCAGUGUAGCGCGAUGGAAGUAAAAAAAAGAUACAUUGCGGACGGGCAUUAAAUGACUCCAUUUCCUAUUUACGUCGUUUCUGGCCAACAAAUUGAUCAUAACCUAUUUCAUUACCAAUGGUGCUUACGUCCGCGCGGUGAUAGGUGUUAAAUUUCUCUAAUUUACCGAAUAAGCAGAGUCUUAAUCAAUGACCCUUGUAAAUGCAUGUUUACAGGUCAUCCCUACGUGGAAAUGGGGUCCUAUAAUAGACGUGUAUGGUCAGCCUAUUAAAUUAUGUUUGUUCGAAACCGAUUGCGUGGAAUUAUUUCUGAAUGCUUGUCGCUGAGUGAUUAAAGCUUGCUGUAGCAGAUGGGAUGCGCAAUGCGGGUUAGCUGAGGAUUCAAACCGCGUUAAUUAAGGCGUGUGACCUUGGAGUUUUUAAGGCAAGAUGUGACUCGGUAUCAUCACCUGAUGGACACGAUACUGUUGGGACUAUGCUAAGGAGUUAUGGUCAGGGGUUAGGAUUAGGGUUUAGGAUUAGGGGUUAGAGUUAGGCGUUAGGGUUAGGGGCUAGCGCAACUAUUUUUCACCCAUUCAAAGUACAACCGCGCAUUCCCAAUACCUUUUCUUUUGCAUACAACUACCUGACCUCGUCGCCUGUGCGUUCCCCGGCUCCAUCUGUAAAAACCCUAUUACAAAUCGAUCUCCUGCUAGAGGUGACUGGUGUUUGCUAACUUCAGGUGGUGCCACCAAACCACAUCGAAUCGUUUUUAAUAAUGAGGCGUAGGCAAUAGAGUAUGAGAUUUAGUCUGCGCUGACGCAGUGGACAAUGUGACGCACCGUAGGACCUCCGACCGAGCUUAUUCUCAUGGCUUGCGUGGUCGUCAACUGAAGGAGCGAUUAAAUCCUUAAUGGGAUUGAGGUCCAGGAUGCAAAGUCAGGUUCAAACGAGAUACAUGGGGAAGUUCAUUGUCUUGUCGAUGUACGCAUAGUUACGAGCAUAAGUGGGCUUGGAGUCGACGCUGGAAACUGCAUCCUUAUGACAAAUCAGGGCAUCCCUAGUUAUAAGAAGGCUGUCGCUGUAAAAGUAGUGGCUUGGAAGGUUGUCAGCUGAUGGGCCAGCUUGGUGUUCCUCGGGGCUGCGUGGCAGUAUGCAAGGACUCACUCUCAUUGUGGCGUUUAUGACAUUCAAAGCCGUGCGACAUCCGACACUUACUUAAUUCGGUUGGUACACAAAAUGAGAAGCAGGCUGUGUGUGUGGGUGUCACGCUGGGGGCGAACUGUUCGAAAUUGUCCGCCACUGCGCGCAAGGCUAAUUUGACUUUGCGAUCCUAUCCGGCACCACAGAUGCGGUGGUGUAAUGAGUAAGGUGUAGCGUAAGUCUGUUUCAGCAUAAACACAUUUACGCACAAGUCGCUGUUGCCGGGCAAAGCUGGUGAACCAGCGUUGGACGAAGUUACCUCUACGAAUUAAACUGUGAGGCACGAUCGCAAAGGUAGAGGGAGUAAAUUUGAGCUUAGCUUUGUAGGCUACAGUACCAUUAGUCUUGGUGCCGUCAUUCGUUUGUGCUGUGUUCGGGUAAGAUGUGAAAAUACUCAGGUAGCAGUCCUCGUGGACGGACGAAAUGUGCCUCAGCAGGCAGUUUGCAUGAUGUGAUUCCCUUCUGUCGGCUAUGAAACACGUGGUGAUAUUGCAAGGUCUGAUGUUAGGGACAGGGGGGCGGAUCAGUUUUUUCGAGAUGUCACCUCCGAUCAGGGCCACUGGCACAUCCAUAAGAUUACGCUAACCCACAUCUGUCACGUGGUACUCAGAAAAUAUGUAGCCUAGCAAAAUCUUUAAUGAAGUCGUCUCACAAAAACGGUAUAGGGUAUCCUGGGAGAUGCCACCAUCGAACACCAUAAUCUGUUCCUGAAUUACAUCAUUAUUGCCUAGCGGAUCCUCCACUUUCAAAGUACUUAAAGUCAUGCAGGGUGAUAUCAGUGGGAAAAAGUCACCGAAACAGCGGGCACGCGACAGAAAUUUAGGCUGUCUACUAUCACAAUAAAUUAAAUUUUCGCACAAGUCACCACCCUGCUGUGGAGCACACGGUGGACAUCGUCAGAUGCGACGGUCGAUUUGUCGUGUGUGCGUGCGUGUGGCUGACCUCUCUUGGGUGUUGUUGCCGUUGUUGGCCAAAAAACCUGGUCAUUUGCUGUGUGGACAAGGGGGUUUGGAGUGGAACGCUAAGGUGCGGACUAAAACGUGCCAGCCACCUGAGUCCUGCCCUUCUCCGUUCUUCUUGACCCUGUCUUAACACCAGGUCUAGAUGGGGAGUGGGAAAGAGAGAAUGCCGUUGACGCUGCGCAAGUCUUCUAUCACUAUAAAGUAAUUCAAGCGCAGGUCACCGUGCCUGCUGCUGUCGCCGGAUCAAAAUAUCAGGGCCGCCAUGAGCGAUAAAAGUUCGGAGAGUAAGACAUGCCGGAGCUAAUUUUUAACUGACACUUAAAAAAACCAAAGCAUCGGCAGGAUUCCGGGCCGCUAGAGAGAGGAUAAGUCGUGGAUUCAGCUGACAAUCUAACCACCUAGUAAACGCUGCCCGCAUCAACAAUCUCGCAUAGGUAACGUCUCAGCAAACUUACUCAGUGAAUUAUUCAACUCUCCCAUACAGAAAGAUGCUUCUAGUAUAUUCUACAUUGGCUGUUGUCGGAAACAUGCUGUCUUGGAAUUGCUUGCAUAACCACAUUGACGUAGUCUCUGUCAAGAAUAUAACUCUGAUGCAGAAAUCGCUAUCAGUUGGUACCUCGUAUGUCACGGGGUCUGGAGAGUUGGCUGUACACAGGCCGUCUUACUUCUCCCGCAGUUGAGAAUUCUGACGUUUUUAUUUAUCAGUAAAAACAACAAAAUCUCAAAAAACCCCAGAUACAUAUAUCUGCUCUUCGAAGUGUGAAGCACGUUGUGAGAAGUAAUCAUAGACUCCUGCCAACCACCUUUACUUUGAAUGCACAGAUAUGCCAUCUUCUAGAAAAAGUAGGCUUACGUCACCAAAGGGCACAAUCUCGAAACAACAAGAUGAAGGAUUUACUCAAGCAUCGCCCAUCGACUAUGUGCCCUGGUAGUUCGAGUAGAAAGUCCGACUGCUCUUCUGUUUAGUUUCUUGAAAGUCAGAAUCAGGUGAUGCGUAUAGAUGCGACAACCGUGGAUGCGUGCAUGCUCGUGAAUUUUAAAGUGAACUCUACCUGAGUCUUAGAUACUCGGCAGACGGAUUUCUGCAACUCUUCCUAUAUCUGAUAAUUACCGUCAUUUGACUGAGCAUUAGCAGAGAAAAAUUAUUGAAUUUAGAGGAAAUACCGAUACAGAGCCUUAAACACUAUUGCUUGAAAUUUACAGAUUGGCUGACCGCUAUUCCAAAAAGGCAGUUUUACUCCCACAUAUAUAAUCUUAAGUUGUUCAGAAAUCCCCUUCCUUAAAAUUGUCUUUAACCGUGCAUUACUUCGGCGAAGUUCCGGCAAUUUUGUUGACGGCGGACGUCCGACGUGGCCGCUGAUGUCCAGUACGUGACCUAACUCAUGAAGGUUGAUGAUAGAGUCUGACGUGACCAUUUACGGACGCUUCAAACAUUGCGAAUUUUGCUCCCUCGUCCAGCUCUUUUAAACCAGUGCCCUUUUCUUAUGCAGAAAAUGUGUCUAUGUAGCUUGUUCAAGCCAAAUGAUCAUAAAUGUGAGUGAAAAUGGACGCUGCGAUGCAUUCGAGCAGUCUCCUUUCUUAAUAUCUCUCCCAGACUUUGACAGCUAUUCCGAGCGUGUAUUUCUUUGAGCGGAGAGCAAUUUAGGUUUGAGAGAUCAACUAAGCAGAGUUUGCAGCACCUGUAAAUUGGUUUUAUCGUGGUGCUAUCAAUGGGAAUGAAGUGGACAACACACAGUUUAUUUUCAGAAAACCAUCAGUUCUAUCGAUUAUUAAAAGUCGGCCUAGCAUAUCUGUGCGAUUUCAUGCCCCCAAAUGCAGUCCUAACGCAAACGGGCAAUUCUUCGUUUCAAUGAACCGAAAUUGCUUCGUCGUUCGGAAAAUUAUAUGGGAUGACACGGAACUGACUAGCGCGCAAAAGCCAUUUUUAGUUUUGAACAUAUGUAAAAUAAUUUUCGUGCUGUCGAGCUUCUGUGUAUAUGUGAUUUUAAAAUGGAACGAGUAAAAAAAUAACAGCUGCAGCAACGUAUCCCUACGUAAAUGACCAGUCUGCCUUGCCCAUAUAGUUGUAGAACGGUGCCCGCAGUUAAGCAAACAAAAUGGGAAAUUACCGCAAUAUCAAUAGAAAUGCGUUUUCUUACGUUUGUAAAUUAUAAAAAUCAGCAGUCCUAGCGAGGUGAAAUGGCCAAAAGUGUCAAAGUUGUCUUGGCUUUACCAUGCAAACAUAACAUUACACGGACAUUCAACGGAAGACAGUAUCACGUCACAGCUUAAAAGGCAGCUUAUGAGGAAAGUUUUCUAAUUGAUCAAAAGCAUAUACUUUGUUGACGUUUGUUUGGAACCCUCACUUUUUGACAGUAAAGUUUCAUGUUGGGGUCUGAAAAAUGUAGCAGUGGAUUUGAGGCACAUAUUAAACUAUACAGAUAACAUCACAUAAUGUACAGAAACGAUGUUUUAUGAACGGCCAUCUCACGGUCUUAAGACAAUUUCAAAAUUAGAUACUUUUUAAAACCAAAUUGUAGCCUUAUUUCAAGCAUAGAAUCUGAUUAAGACGUAACUUCCCUCCAAAUAAACAAAAGAAUGAAUAUUUAAAUGCAUAUUUACCGUGGAAUACAUUUGAAUUUAUAUGGACAUCGACAAUCAAUAAGGAGAAUUAAUAUAAAUUGAGUAAUUAUUUUACAGUGUCGAUUUGCUGGCUGCAGAAAUAGGUUUAUUCAAAAGCUGACAUCCCGAAUUAACUGAAAUAUCUCGGGAUUGUACUGUACGGUACUUAAUCUUACCAGCCCACUUAAGUAAUCUUUCCGUAUCGAAAUCGCAUUUCAGAAUUUCGGUUAACAUUUCACGAGUUAGCACAUCUACUCUAGGCAAAAAUACGUUAUCACUUAGGCCGUUAAUCCAAUCCUGGUUUCCAUAUAUACCUCGCAGGCACACUACAUCAAGACAUGUAAGUCACACUCCUGCUACAUUUCAGCCAAUUUUACCCGUACAAUAAAUCGCCGCUGUGCGGCUGCUGGCUGGACUCGAUAGGGAACGCAAAGGCCUAACGGAACGAGUGAACACCGUGGCUCGAUCGGGGAGCGCGCUUCUGCCAUUGCAUUCGUCUGAUCGCAACGGACAGAACAAUGAGCCUUUGGCUCACUGGCAUGGUCGCUGAACUUCUAACUAACAAGUAGCAGGAUCGAGGCUUUGUGGUUUGCACAUCUCGGGGUUGGGCAUGACUGGCUGACGACGGUUAGUAAGCCAGAAAUGGGCAUUCCGGCCUCCCUUAUCUUUGUCGAUAAAACGUUUUGUAUAUAUUACGAACCGCUUUUCGGUUGAUGUCAGGGCUCCAGAGAACAGCCAGAGGAACUAUAGAAUGAGUUAGUUCCAUAACGUGAUCAGUAAGCGUCCCUCCAGCAAAAUUAAGUUUGAUUCGUGAGAGAAAAAUAUUUUGACUGACUACCUCUCGGAAUUUUGAAUACAUCUUCAGAAAAUCAUGCAGGUCAGUGCAAUCUGCAAGCUGAACUUCUUAGUGAUCGUUGGGUUCAAAAAAAGCAUGCGAUGGCUGAAGCGUAGCCUCGGUUCACAAAUUUGUGCAUAAUUAAGGGACGCUGUGGAAGUUUUUAAAUUGGAGAGUUUUCGAUGGGCGACAUUAAAUGGUAAAGCAUCCUAAUGAUAUAUAGAACAUUUGAGGAAUAAAGAUAAGUAAGUGCAUCAGCGCUACUUGGAUUAAAUGUAAAAAAUGUCUCGUUAUAGAGUAAUCUGUUGCACACACUACACUAUAAAUGCAUUCACUACUCAAGAGUGUCAAAAAAAUUUAUAUGAAAACAGAGAAUCAUAAUCUAUUGGAGAUUAUGGCGCUUCCCUUAUGUGGGCGUACCUCAUGUACACGUCAUUUAAAUGCUAGAAGAGUCGUUGUCCUAGAAAUAGGAAUUCAAGUUCCAUGUGGCACAAUUUAUUGGUACGUCUGAAGACUUUUGUGGUGAUUGCAGCCCAAUUUUCAUACUAUUCACUAUCCAGAAAAAUAAAUUUGUGCAAAAUCUAAAUUUAAAAAACAGUUCGGCGCCACCGCAUUCUCAUAUCAAAGCGGACACGUUAGGCGAGUAAAAUUAUUUUGCGUUUUUGGGCCACCACAAUAUCGAUGUUUGUUACGAAGUACCUUAAAAAUAUAAGCACAAGGGGAAACUUCAUGUCAACUGUUCUUGGGUAGUUUUUUAUUUCGUAAAUAGGUAAAACAUUUAGCUGGACCUCUUGAAGGAGCCGUGGUCCCGGUGAGGUUUCAUUUUUAUAUACGUUUCUAAUUAUAGCAUAAUCAAGUAUUUUUCCUCGUAAUGCCAGUUAUAAAUACGGUACGUUACCUAACUCAUGAAAUGUGUCGAAAUUUACGAAUGAUUGCCAAUCAGUCACAAACCAACGCCAUCUCAUGAGUCCAGUGUUUAUGCUAAUUUAGCAAAAGUUUAAAACAGUUAAAAACAUAAAAGUCAUAUUAAAGGCAGUGUGGCGUUUAAAAAUGCCGGAUUUUAGAAAAGCGCAAGAGCCCGAAAAUGUCGGACAUUGCUCCAGUUUAGUAAACUUCGUUUUCGAUGCAUACGAAGAACUUAAUAAAUAUAAAAUUAGGAAUGAAAAACGUCUGAUAAUAGUGUUUUUGUGAAGUUUACGUAUAAAUAUCGUUUAAUAAUUAGUGUGAUUUCAUAUAUGACGGAUUGUCAACUGUCUGCAUUCUGAGUGUAGAUUCCAAAACAGUUUUCCAGGCGUUCGUGGUAGUCUUGAAUCGUUUGAGUUAGGAAAUUUCGUGAAUAUAUUGCGACGUCCAUUUUCGCUAAAAGUUAGUAAUAUUUGAUGUGAUAUAAUUACGUAAACACAAUUACCGCAGAAGAAAGAGAAGUGGAUGAGCGAACAAAAUGCGCAAUGCUAUGCACGAACAGAAAUUCUCGAAUCGGUUUCCAUUAUCAGGUUUCAUGAGAGAUGUCACGUACUAUAAGAAACAUUGGGUGUUAUGACGUAAAUUUUGUAUAUUCAUGCCGUGAAGUACAGUAACAACUUGUCAUACUCGAAGUACUUUGGCCACCUACCGACGUUGUUCCUCUUGAAUUGCAUGCUUAAAUUUCAUACAUGGCAAAUCAACAACCUUAAGGACAAUAUUAAAAAUCGUCGUCCCUUGUAGCAAAUGUCUCAAUUUUACAGAGCCCUAGGUAAAACUUAUAUAAAAAGAUAGGUGCACAGAAUAGAACAUUCUAAACGAAAGAGGUAAGGAUGCAUAAUUGCUAGUGCAUUGUCUGGAAGCGUCUAAAGAAUUUCAUUUCUGGACUUCAGUGCGUGAUUCACAGAGAGUUUUUUACUAUGAAAAUGCAUAGAGAGACAGCAAUAAGGAUUGCGGCUUCCAUUCUGAUAGCUGCGCCAUGCUGUACAUUUGCCAUAACCUCAAGCAUUAGCCCCUCUGUUCGUUAAAAAUUAUUUAUGUUGAGAAUUGCGGUUGCCAAUAUACCCCGAUUUACAUCGGAUGUUUGCUCAAAAAUGCAAGUCUUCUGAAAGAACGCCUACAUUUUUAUUUACACCCGCGAACCUCAAAUUCUCAACUAGAGAGUGGGAGAGGACAUAGUCCAUAAUGCGUAAUUUUGGGCUUUUUCUUGUGUUCCUAAUUCUAGCAGUUUUAAAAAGUAUAAAGUUUGCCAAAAGCAAUAUCUUACUUGGAAGAAUUUAACCCAAACAGUCUGAGUUAGUAGACUUUAAGUCGCGAUAUGUGUAUUGUCUGCUUCGCUAUAAAAAACUCACGAGCAAUUUACUCUGUGUUUCGUAUUCAAAAAUGUAUAAUUUUGUGGCAGUUGACUUUGGAUACCCUUUUCUGGUAGCUGGCUGUUUCGUCUACACUUUUUCUGAAAUCCGUCAUCGCAUCUGAUGCAAAAUGGUGUUCCAAUAAUGCAACACUUGUCGUCGUACAUCCAUCCGAAUAUAGAAGAUAGGCUAAACGGCAACCAAAUAUUUAACUGAGAGCCCCGAUCAGAGUGCGAUCAAAAGCCUACAAUUUGCAGUUAGUGAUUAGCAGAUUGGUCAAUCUGUACUCCUGCACAUAUGGCCAUCCUCCGUGUCCGUAAUGUUGCAAGUUUAGAACAAUGCAUAGUUGCUCAAAACAAUACUUUACGUGAAAUAGUUACCCUUGACUGGCCUUACGAAUUUCUUUUAAGUCGUGACAUUCAAAUUUUUAUUAUGCAUAAUGUUGUAGUAAUCAAGAUUGUACAAGAAGGCCAAAUGUGAAGCCAAGGCUCCACACAUGCUCGUCACCACGGACUGGUCACCUGCAGCAAAUACUGUUUUGUAGCAAAAUGAAUAAUAUUAGGAACUCUGUUUAGCGGUAUAUUUUUCCAUUUUUCCUUAAUUGCCACUUUUGGGUUUUGGGAAUAAAUGCGAUAGAACUACACUGCAGUGCCAAAUAACCGAAAGUGAGGAUGUCGAUGUGUCAUAAAAAUGGCAGACAAACCAGUUACGAUCCUCAAAGGCUCGCGCGUCGCUGUUACCGGGUAAUCGAUGAAGGCUAUUUCUGCAAAACUGUAUAGUUCAUUGAAAGCCAUUUUUCUUAUUUCUCAGGUUGAUCGGCGCAGUGGUCUUCGCGCCUUUCUCUGCCGUCUAAAAAACACAGGUGCAACAAUUUGGCACCAAGAUAUGUAUGCCUGGUUUUGGUUAUAAACCAAGCAGUCUCAUCCAAACCAUACAUCGCUAGAAACAGAGUCCAGUUUGGCAUGCACGUAAGAAAAUAUUUUGAUAGAUUACCCUUCCAAACUCCUCAAUAAGCCUCCAAAAGGCAUGCAGACAUCCGCGCGUUGCCGAUUGAACGUCUCUUUUAUCGAGCGCCUCGAGUAAAUUCCCAGAUCACUGAAGCGCGAAAAUUGGUUUCCAGCUUUAAAUAUGACAAUAAAACAUAGGAAUGCAAGUAAAAAAUAAGUCAUGAAAAAAACCAGGUUAAUCAUUUUUCUACCCCGAAACGUACUAGGCAAACAAGGGGAUACUCAGUUGGCUGUAUAUUUCACUGCAAAGCUCUGUACAAAAUAAAUAUAACUGAGUACUUGUUAUUGUCAAAAAUUCCGCACAAAGUAGUCAAGCUUCUUAAGAGUUAGCGGGUGCUUUUCGCGGUAAUAUAGACGUAGCAUUAAUAUAAAAGGAAAUGGCAAACUGCAGCAUUCUGUGCGAGCCAUUGCCCUUAUUUUAAAAUUGACGCUUGUAGGAGCUUGCAUGUAUUGCUCUGUUGACCGAGCACUGUCUGCGUUAUUUUGUCUGAAUUUCCUUUUUGAAUAUCAUCGAACACAGAAGGCGACAACUAGAGGAGAAACUUAUAAGUAGCCACGGGAAACAGGGCAAUGGGAAAUGCCCAGAGUAUGUUCUUCAGGGGAAAGAUAGGUUUCGGCGCCCGCAUCUGUGACGGUAAUGUACAGCGAGUGACCGAUCUUACAAAAUGUUGGUCGAAAUCCUGAAAUGCUUUUUUCGAUUAGGAAGGUUCACUCAGAUAGGGUUGGUAUAUUGAUUCUCAUGCAGCAGAACCUCAUGGUAUUUCGGACUAGCCAAAAUGUCGGUUUUUGAAUGAUCGCCCUAUCGACCUCCUGCAGAAACCACACUUAACAAAAAAUGACAACACACAAAACAGGCACUUUUCGCACUGAUUUGCGAUGAUCUUAUAAAUUUAAAUAUAUUAUAUAAAAAACGUACAGAAAACACGCUUUAUUAAUCAUUUGGAAGAAAAUAACAUUAUCUCUACAUUUACACCCUAAGAAGGCUAUCUUUUUAUUUCAAAGAGGUUACUGAUUAAGCGAUUUUUCAGAGCCUGUCAUUUCCAUAUAUACUGGACGGAACAUGUAUGUUUGCCAAUGUUCAUUAUGAAAUGUAUGGCCUAGUCAGCAUGCAUUACAAAACUUUAUGAACUCUUUAUGGGAUCUCCUUAACGCGAUAAAAGAUUAUAUUAUUUUCUUUGCGCUGAAAGCAUAAAGCUUGUAAAAUGAAAUCGUUAAACGCUAUUGCAAUGGCCGAUCAAUUCCGAAAUUAGUCGGGAAUUGAGAAACUUUUCAAAACCUUAAUAUACAACUUCUCUGAGCGUAAAAUAUCCAGACAAUUUGAUUUUCUACAAAGGACUACAGGAGAACAUAUUUCAUGAAUGUUGUCUAUUAAAUGCAUUUGAAUUUAUAAGAUCAUCGGAAAUCAGUGCGAAAAGUGCAUGUUUAGUGAGUAGUCAUUUUUGCUAAGCGUGCUUUCUGCAGGAGGUCGAUAAGUCAACCAUUCAAAAGCCGACAUCCUGUGGAGUCGGAAAUACUAUGAGAUUAUGUGCAUGAAAAUCAAUAUUACAACCCCAGCUAAGUAAACCUUCCUAAACGGAGAAGCAUUUCAAAAUUUCGGCCAACACUUCACGAAAUCGGUCCCGCACUGUACUGGGGAUGUUUAAGCGCACGCAUCUGUAAGGGUAAUGCAUUCUAGAAGUUUUCAUUAACCUUCAUUUUGUAUAGGUCGUGCAAUUUUAAUUUAACCAGUCAACAUUAUUUAUUAAGACGGCGGGCUUGUGAGUUUUCUCCGUAACCGCAAAAUCUACCCUGAUUUCGCAUUAUAUCAAUCAUCAAUUAAAGUAGAAACGACGUCAUGAACAAAAACCCUUUGUCCUACUUUACAAAAUGUGUUAGAAAAAAUUAAAAAAUUUUACGCUAAACAGAGUCAAUCCCAAUCGCUAUUCCCUAGUCUGAAUGAACAGCGUAGAUGGAUAAAAAAACGGAAUUUAAUUGGCAAAGUUUCCAACCGCUAUUGCGUUGUCAUACUCGAGUCAUUUUUAUUUUCAGAUAGUUCAUCAUCGAUGACUUGACUAACUUCCCCCAAAUAGAUCAACGAACGCCUUAUCCGAUGAAGACGCCUAUUGCAUGAAUAGCAAUUCACCAUAUUCCUCAGCAUCUAGGGCCUGCAGUGGAAAGUUAUGGCGACGUGAUUAACAACUGCUACGAGGUUCCACACGGUCCCCAAUCCUUUGCUUCGAAUACGGGCAUACUGAUUACCACCAGUGGGUACAGCACUGGCAUAGACACAAACGUCUAUAUGCAGAAGGCAGGUCCCCACGAAGUCUGUAACUGUCCCGUUACCGAUCCCUAGAACACCAUUCAAGGAGGGGACAUGUAUAGUAAAUGCCUAUAUUUGCUCGACAUGGGCACAAAUUGGAUACGAAAUUACAAAUUUAAGUGGAAUUCAAGUCUCAGAGAUGGAAGAAUAUAUUAGUAUCCGAUAUAGAAAACUGCUAGAUAAUAUUCGCGUCCAGGAUCCCGCGGACCGCAAAAAAAUCAAGAACGACUUCGCAGCCGAAGUAACUGCUUUGCUUCUCAGCCCUGACGUAACAACACCCUUGACGGAGAAAUUGCCCAUUUUUAAGCGCUGAGACGAGUAGUUCAAAGGUGCCAUAACUAAUCCAUCAACGAUUUCCAACGUCACCAUCCACCGCCUCCCCCAACCAGAAACGGACAACGACUCAGACCUUUCGUCUGGACUGUACGCGAACUCUGCGAUGGGGAAGCACCGGGAUCCGUCGUGAUAGCGAUCGAAGUUUACUAGCACAGCGGCACCGGCCGAUGACGAACUUGCAACGCUACUCCAAGCGGCGCGACCUCUAGAACGAAUUACUCGGUAGUUCAAGGAAAGUGAAAUGGCAAGCUGUAGAUAAUAUGAAAGGAAUCCCGCUGCACAAUAUCGUCAGGAAGAUUUACGCUCGCAUCCUCCGUACGCUUGGAGGUUAGGAACAUGAUCUGAUUGGCUCAAAUGCAGGAAGUCCUUAAACAUUCUAUAUCUACCCUUUAUCUUAAGAUUUUGGUGUUAGGAACUCAGCAAUAGACUCGCGCUUUUCACCAUCGCUGUUUAAUUCUCAUUUAUGGUUUCGAUCGCGGUAAGUUGUACGCCGGACCAAGAGCUAUGCGUUACGGCAAGUACGUAACAGCCUACACAUCUCUACGCGUCUUGUUUCAAGCUAGUUCUAGCGCACAAACUUUCGCUGAUUUGGCCAUAAGUGACUUUGUGGCUUGACGGAACACUAUAGACCCAUUCUCUGCGCCAUUUUCAUUAACAAAGGCUCUUUGUUACCAGACAGUACCAUUCGUGCCUGAUUUUACUUCCCAAGUAAGUUGCAAUAAAGAGAAAGUUUAGUUUUUUGUUUAUAGCACGACGGAUGCUCUGUGGUAAAACGUUUUAAAUCUAAAGCAAGAUGACUAUGCCAAAGUAUCGCGUUUUCUCAGGAAACCGAUUAAAGGACAUGCAGUUUACGGGCAUGACAGCAUAAUGCCCUCAAGAUUUGUUCCAAACAUUCUAGUCCGGCAUUUUGCAGUUUGAGUUCCAAACACUUAUUGCCUCCUUUGUGUUGUUUCGUCCUGCACGUAAGACAUUCCUUAAAUUGCAUCGAAUUUCAUCCGCAUACAACACAGAAAUUAUUUUGUUAGGUGAAACAAUACCAGAAAGACGUUGUAAGUAUUGAAUUAAAAAAAAUAGUUCCUUUGCUUAUGGGUGACUUUCUCCUCCAUAUUACAGCGGUUUCGGAAAUUCGCAGGUUACGCCAUCAAGGCUAAUGUUAUGUGACUUCUGGACUAAUGACGCUAAGGUUGUACAGACAAAAUAUUUUGCUUUGCACUCACAGUGUUCUACUGGCCAAUUAAAUAAGGAGAAUUUGUAUGUCGAUUGCAAAUGAAUGAGCAUCUUUGUGUGGGUCGCCCUCUCCACCUAUAAGAAUUAGGGUUUUUGAUGUAAACACAUGACUACUAUUUCCGCAUCCGGAUAGCCCUCCAGCAAUCUACCGCUACAGACGCCGAAAAUAACAUUUUGGCUCUUGGCAGCAGUUGAAAAGAGAAAUAUUGUAACGCAGAUAAUAUGAAAGUCGGUGGGGACUGUCUGUGUAAUUUCCAUGUCAGGUGGAAAAUGGUUCUCCUGUGUUGGCUUCUGCUGCUGUUAGGACCAACAUUGCAGGGUAAGUCACUGCAACUGUCUUCUUAUUGUCUCAGUACUGUCUAUGACGGCUGAGGAAAAUCUGCAAGUAAUUUCUUUUAUAACAAUCCUACAUGAGUGUCAAAUAUAUCGGUGGUUGGGCAAAUUUCCUUUUGGAAGACUAGAUGGUUAAUUUCGGUAACCUUUGAAAAAGCCAAAAGGGACUCAAUUUAAAAAGAUACAGCUAUUGAAACACUGCCUAGACAUUUGUUACCAUCGGUUAUCUUUUGUGAAAGACCAGGUUGACACGAAAUAGGCUAUGUGUAAAUUCUAUCUGUUUGAUAGUCUUUUUAUUUAUACAGGUCCAGUUUAUUGUUUAAAACGAUUGUUACUAAAUGCAUAAUGUAUUUACGAGUCGACAAGUUUGACGCCAUGCCUCUACUGUACGGGAAUUCUACUCGGGAUCGGAAAUAUUACUGAUAUGCUUAUAAUAGUACAUUCUGAGAGGAUGCGAAAACGGAAUAUUUUAGUCACUGAUUCCCGAGUUUGGGUGCGCUCUGUAGGCAUCGUCCUUUCCCUAUAUACCGUCAAUUCAGAACUAUAAUUAGUUAACUUAGGUGAAUUGUUUAGUUCAGAAGUCCCGUUUUGCUAAGAGAGGACAAUACUGUUUUCGGAGACAUUUGGCUGAAAGAUGUAGAAUUGAAUGUCGCGAAAACGCCUUUUUUUGAAAUAACCAAAGUGGCUUUCAGUGUUUAACGCAAUGAACAAAAUGUUUCACCGCUUAUCUGCAAAUAUUACUGAUAACCAACCUCAGCAUGAAUUACUAAAACAUGUUUAGCUCAAGAAGUUAGGAUUCAAUAUGUCAGCCUACCUGCCAAUUUGGUUGUUUUAUUUGUGUACAAAGAAGAUAAACAAUCUUAUAACGGAUCGGUUAUUGUUGUUUAGUUGUAAUUCAUUACAUAUUCCAAACUUUUCUACACACUUUUCAGCGCUAAAAUAAGGCCAUUAAUUCAAAGCCAAAUAUUAUUUUCACUGUUAAGUAUGAUUGAUCUUCCCUUGUCCUCUGCUUCUAAAAAUGUGCUACAUUUUAUCGCACAUAGAUACAUACCGAGUAUAUUUGAAUUCUUGACUGCGUGUAUCCACUGAAUGUUAUCAAACGUCACCUUCGAACGUUUUAAAUUGCACUUGUAAACUUGUAAAUAAACGAGCGGAAUGGUAUAAAGUGUAAGAUGUGCUCGAAUUGUAAGCUUUGCACAUUUGGUAUGCUGACCAGUGUAAGAAUGGAGAACCUUGAGCCGAUUCCCUACAAACUGCAAGUUUUGUGCACAGAGGGUGGAUUUGUGAAUUAUUCGCCAUUCCUUACCCCCCCUCCUCUCGAGAAACGGAUCCACUUGCACGAGCAAAUGGGAGUUGUUUUUGUUUCCACCGAUUAGCUCCAACCUAAAAAAGGCCUCAAGUCUUAGCUAAAUGAAGUCCACAACCUAGCAAACUAAAUUUGCCGACCAUCACUUCUUCAUUAUUAUUCCAAAGUGGACUGGACACGCCACAUCAUCGCCCUGACAGACACCAAGUUAUGCUACAAAACUCUCACACCUGCGCCAUAUUUCACCGUUAGUAGGUUGAGUAUUCCACUGGCGCUUUUUAAGAGAGACCAUGCCUGCAUCACGAAAAAUUGCCAGUGCAAACAGAGUGAGCUCAAAUUCCAGGAGUAUGCAGGCGUAGGGGGGAAACACGUUGGGCAGAUGCCCCUUCGUUUACUCCAAUCGAUUCGGUAUUACAAUGACAAGCUGCCCCUUUCAAUUUUUCGGCAACUGUAUGGACCUCGUGUGGAUGAACGAUUGUGCGCACACUCCGAGAAGUCCACAAUGUGGCAGAAUCUGCGUGUAAUAUUUUUCGUGCACUGUUGCAUUUUUUCAUUUUUUGAAAGAAGCUCAUUUGCUCUCGAAAAAAGUUUGAGGAAUUGCACUUGCCAGGGAUUUCGGCUGUGCUAAUGGGUAUUCGUGGCGCCGAUUUUGAAUUUAUGUAACGAGCGUGUCUAGAUGGUUAGAUGGUUGACUUAUGGUUAUGGUGACCAGUUGGACCUUGAGCGAUUAAAUCUUGGCCAGAAUUUCCCGUGGGUAAUACCAAUGUGAUCGCAUAUUUUCAAUAAGCGGGUAACGUACGAAAAAUCCGCUGACCAUAGUAUUUUCUCUGUGAAAACCGUCCUAUGCGAACCGCAACCCAUGAGUAGGAUAUUGUUUAAAUUGAAUCUUGCCAAGCGAAUGCCAAAAACAAAUCGCUGUCCCGUCUAAAGUUUUCCCUUCUGCUAACUAAGGGCAGACGAAAUAACUAACACAUACCGCUUUUACCGGGCAACGUGAAUGUCGUCACUUGGAAACUCAUGUCUGAUAUAAAAAAGGUGUUUGCUACAUUUACUUAAUUUACCGAUCUGUCGUUUGCGGUUUUUCAACAUUCAAAGUGCAGCCUAGACAUAUGUGCCGUCUUCACCGCCUACCUUUUAACGAGGAGGUUGUUGAUUCAAUUAGGAAAAAGUAGAUAAGAGAAACUCCAUUGAGACACGACAAAAUGAACAGUGUUAAGCGUAACCGACGUCCAUGGUGAUUGAUCGUACCGCGUUCAAAAUCCAACACGUGUCAAAUGAAGUGGGUAUGACUCCUUACUGAAUAUUUUUUUCAGGCAAAAGCAAAUGAAGCUGUCGAAUUUAUCGUUUUUAAUUUUGGAAAUCUUUGAGUGGGUUAUCUGUUCAACUAACUACGUAUGGGCUAACGUUUUGCCGAUUCCCAAAACACACCCGAUUCCUACGAUCGUUUGUAGUACGCAUGGGCAUUAACGAAUUUUGCGAUUAACAACAGUUUGAAUCAAGUAAUAAUAAUAGUGAUAAAGUGAUGGAUUCUAACUACCGUCUGUCAGAUAUGAAUGGUAAGUUGGCAGACUUCAUAGUGCGAAAUCCAAAAUUUGCCGCAUGUAUUUAGUCAUGAAUGGGGCGAUGGAUCGAUUAUAACCCAGUAAACUUGUGUUAAAUGUCACAUGACAUUCAAGCUGAGCCUUAAAAUCAGCUUUGCUAGAAAGCCUCUUCGCCAACAGUUUCUUACGUAAACAAAAUUUGUCCUUGUGCUUAUCCUCUUUGAUAGAUCACGAAAUGUGCGCCGGGUGUGUGGAGACUUUGCACAAAAAUAUUUUGCUCAACGUCGGUAAAAUAUUUGCUCCUUUUUCACUCAGUAGUUGACAAGUAGUGUACAUCGUUCCGAAAUAUAGGCUAGUUGCCUCUGUGGAUCACCCUGCCGAAGUGGUGACUACCGAUUCAAAUGACGAAUUAGAUAACGGCGAUCCCACUGAACCAUAUGAAACUAAUACAAAGGUAUCACUGGGACGGAAUGAGCAGAAUAUGACAUUUUGCUAAAUAUUUGUAAUCCAAAUCCACAUAACUGCUCUGAGAAAUUUCAGCUAAAGUUAAAACUUCGGAAGAUCCUAAGAUUUCAAGAGUUGGCUUAAAUCAGUCGGUGAUAGGGUGAGAUGUUUCUUAUUGCAGUGAACUGUGCUGUUUUCACUCUUCCUUAUAUCAGUUUCAUGAUCACCAAAUCAAGCACCGUAUUACCUUUAUCGAAAAGCGGAUUGGAAAGCGAUUGCCGAUUCUGGUGGCAAAUGAAUAAAGUAAAAAUUGUUAAAGCCACUUUAACGCUAAACUCUUUGACCAAGAUUUGACUAUUAUUUAGUAUAUGACCAGAAGAUUCAGGCCCUACUAAUGAUACUGCGUAUGGCAAUGUAAUGGUUUCUGACCCUACGAUCAAGAAACAAUUCUCCAACAUCCGCAUUUGGAUUGGGUGCGCGAAAGGUCAAAUGUAGAUACUACUGCGUACUUUGCACAUUGUAGAUUGUUAUGCUAAAACACUGAGGCACAAGCUACCCUUUUAUACUACGUGUUAUGGCGUAGUCCACAUUGCGUUUUUUGAAAAUGUAAGUGCGAGCUUUUUGGAACUCACCCAUAUGGAGAGCGGUAACUUGUUCGAUAAAAAAUGAAUACUUAGAGAAAGUUUAAGUGAAGACUUGCAGAAACAGAAAUAACAUCCACUAUAUUAAAGGAAAGUCAGUCAUCCGAAAUGCUUUUGAUGCUGUCAAAUCACAAAAUGCCAGUUAAACUUUUAGUUUUCGAGAAGGCUGUAAGAUAGCUUUUGCCUGAUUUUUUAACGAGGGUCGAAAGACUGUGUACCUAGACAAGAUGUGUAGAUUUCUAUUCACUUUGGUACAGUUUAUUCCAAUCAAACUUGCACACCUUCCGCUGGUUACGAGUCAUGCAUUUGGAAGAUAACACAUUAACGGCCUUUGGACUAAGGUCAGAGGCCAGAUUGCACAUUAUGUAUACAUGCACAUCGGUUCUUUCAGAGAUUUCCUGCAUCACAACUUUCUUCCGAGGAGUUAACUAUGUCCUCAUUCUAAGUUAGAUUUAUUUAGCGCAGCAAAACUUCACAAUGACAGUUAAAAUAAUACUUUCUUGCUGUUGAUGAAUUGAAUAAACCGAUAGUUUCAGUUUUUUACAACUCAGGUUCCAGCGAGUAUGUAUCUGGACUCAGCACUUCUGUAACUAAAUUUUUUGAAGAUUUAAAUACAAAUCCAUAUGACAAAUAAAUAACCAGGGUUCCGCUGAGACAAAAGAAAAUGAAACAAAGAUGUGUACACUCAGAUUACAGGAUGAUUUCAUUGGAAACAAGUUAGUGGAGGCAAUGGAAUCGGCUGAGCAAGGUAUACAUAUUUACUGUGCAUUUCAUGCACAACGCAGUAUAAAAGCUGACUUUUGUGCUCUCUGAUUGUUCAUGAUCUUGCGAUGUAACGUUUUGUCAGACGAUAUUUGGAGGUCCCGGCGGCGUCAAACUGGUUGCGGACUUCGCUCCAAUGAUAAAAGUUUUACCGUCUGAUGAACAUGCUGGCUUGCAUUCGAAUUAAUCGUCAGCUUGCGUUCGUUUGCGCCGGUGGGCAAUUUUACACUGCGAUUAAAUCAUAGGCUUGAAAACGGCAUUCAGUUCUUCCCAUAUGAUUGAGAAUAAUAUUUAAUAGGAUGAGUGAAAACCCAAAUUUGUUGGAGAGUACAUAAGCUCGAUCUGUAAUUAAGUCAGACAAUUCCAACCUCACCAGAAAGAAAAGAAAUGAAAUUCAGUGGUUUGCCACUUGGCCGAAGAACCAAAACGUUCCAAAACAAGGGGAAAAUAUGAUGACCAUACGCUGAGGCGUAAGCGAGUAUUCCAUCUAUAGGUACGAUACAAUACGAGUAGGUGUGCUAGCUGAUGAAAUAUUACCCGAAAUUCUGAAAUGUUUAUGAAUCAAAAAGAUAACUAAUGUAGGUGUAUAAUAUCGAUCAUUGAGCAGCAGAAUCCCAUAAUAAUUCAGCUGCUUUACGAUGCUGGCUUUUGUAGGAACCUCUUCAAAAUCGCCUGCAAGAACUGCACUCCAUAAAAAUGACUACGUAUGUAGUAUGAAUUUUCCCAUCGAUUCUAGAUGUCAUUAUACAUUCAAUUAUAUUUAACAGGAAGCAUGCAUACAAAUAUUCAUUCCUCUACUCACUUGGUAGAAAAUUACUACGUUUUCUAAUGUUAUUCUCGAAGGAGGUACAUAAAUCUGUUUUAAACAAGUUUUAAAUUAUGGAAAUUUUAUAUACCGUAAAAUGGCCGUUCGUACAUGGUUAAAAAACCGAUUUAAUUGCCGAAUUAUUUUGAACACAACAAGCCAUUACAUUUGCAUUCAGUGUUUGGUAACUUUAAACUGCUGCUUUCCUUGUACGGAAUUUCAUGCUUUUGUAUUCGGUAUUAAAAGGGACCAUAUGGCGUUCACACAAUUUCGUAGUUGGUUUGAGCCAUAUUGCUAAUUCUUAAAAAUAACAUUUGUAAAUGCAAAAUGAACGAUGUUUUAUGAAGAAGCAUUUCACGAUCUUAGAAAAUCACAUAAAUAAAAACUAUCUAAAACCGAAUUAUGCCCUUCCUAAGAGCAUGCAAUCUAUAAGAAGACGUGAUGUUCUACCAAAUGAAUAGAAGAAUGAAUACUUUUACAUAUGUGUUCUAUAGGAUACAUUCCAAUUUAUAAGGGCAUCGAAAAUCAAUGAGAAAAAUUAAAGAUAACCACUUAGUCGCUGUUUAAACAGUGUACUUUUUGCAGGCGGUCGGAAUAAAGUUCGUUCAAACGUCAACAUCGUGAAGUAAAUGAAUUAUCAUUGGAUUAUGUUGUAUGAUGAUUAGCAUUACUGCCAACUUAAGCAAUAUUUUCAAGUCGAAAACGCAUCUCAGAAUUUCGGUUAACAUUUUAUGAGUUGGCACAUCUACUGUACGUCUUGGGUGGGGAACCGAGCAAAUGCACAGAUUAACACCCCCAAUGAAUAGCCGGCGACGUUAAUUGAAAUAAUAAAACCAACUGCAGUUUUAAGUAAUAUAACUUGGUCUCGAGAAAGACGUCGACCGCUCAGGUUACAAUGUGUUUUAGUUAUGUUUAACUAUCAGUCUGACUUAAUGCAUUUACAGACAGUCGCGUCAUGACAACUACACACCUGGAAGGAGAUGUCGAUUUCGUCCAAAUGGACUGAGACAACCAUUCUGUAUUACACUCUGUCCCCCCGUCAUGCAUGCUACUAUGUUAGUAAAGCUGAGUUUCAUAUUUGAGCAUUUUCGGUAGUCGAGAUACUUAAGCCGAAUGUUCUACCAAUACGCCACAGGCCCGUUUUCUUUUCGGAUAACCGUAAAUAUUCCCUAGACGUAUGCCAACUGCAUCUAAAUUCCAAAAAAUUCAAUAAAUAUAAUAACGUUGCGCAAACAUGGUGCGAGAUUUACUAUAGGCCGAUUGCGACAGAGUAAAUCGGGCCUGACCCACGGAAGACGGCGGCCAAAGUAUACGCAAAAUAUAUUUGCCAAUUACGCUUUGCCUAGUAAUUAGUUGUUUACGUUGCAUUAUGUAGCCCCUGCUUCAUCUGCGCCUGGUCUCAGCACCACAGACGGCAAUGCAGCUGAUGUAAAAAUCAUCCAUUCAGAUGAGGACGCAGACAAACGGGAUUCCGUUGGAUCAAACGAAAACACAAGAUCCGCAGUCGUACCCACUUCCCAUGGUGAUUUGGUUGGGGAUGGUCCUGAAGCCCCACUCGAAUCAAAUGAGAACGGUAAGUCUCCUUGUUUAACAGUAUUUGUGCGCCAAGUGAUGUUGGGGUUGAGCAUAUUACCAUAGCCUUCGCAUUCAAUGCAGGCCGAAGUUGAUAUCAAGCAUCUUCCUGCGGCAACUUAUCGAUAAAAAUAGCCAGUGGCAUUUAGAUGAUUUAUUCCUCACAAUGCUAUUAGCCACUUGGUUAAAUUAUUUAGCAUAAUUCAUUAACUUUUCUGUUAAAACAGGUUCCGGUGUCUCUGAACCUGCUUACAAAGCUUCUGGAGACAGUUUAAUGACAACAAAUAUUGUUGAUUCAAACUAUGACACAAAUAAACUGAACCCUAUGAGAAGAGGUGGAAAUAAACCUGGAUCAGACAUAUCAGAUGUCUAUGAAUAUUGGACGGAAAUGAGUUCGACGAUCCCAUUGGAAUUAGAUGGGCAUGGCAUGGGUGCGAGUGAAAAAAUCUUAUCUUGCACGCCAUAAGCAUCCUUACACAUCUAAAUAAUAUGUGCGUGAACAUAAAGCCAGCAUGUGCCGAUGUAUGCUGUAUGAUGAGCAGACAUUGAGUCUUAAGCCACGUUGUCGUCAGCAGAUAAGUGUUAAAAGCCAUGACACUUGUCAAAAAGUACAUUCAUCCUAACGCUUCUCUUUUAUAAUGUAAAAUGCAAGUUCUUCAGGUCCCAAUUUGUGGCUGGCAGGUGUCGUGUAAAGUUAAGGCAUUGGUUAUAUCAAGAAAUAUAUACGUGCCAUAAUUUAAUAAUUUUGCACAGAAAAGUAAUACCUAUUCAAAUGAUGAAGUAAAAAUCCGCAUUUUACUAACUGCCAAAAUAGAAUUGUCAAGUUGCGUGCAUAGAACUCUCACACAUAUUUGGUUGGGACCACUCCGAUACACCUAACGGACCAAAGCGCAUAUGGAAAACUCUUUUUUUGAAAAUAUAUUACGUGGUCUGCGACACUAAUUUUGAGCACACGGAAAACAUUAACCAAAAUAUCUUUGUUAAUUACGUUUGACCAAGAAACUAGUUGUUUACCUUGCAAUAUUCAGUCAGUGGUUCAUCUGCACCUGGUCUCUCUAUUUUAAGGUAAAAUGCAAGUUUCAUAGGUCCCCAACUUAUGGAUUAUAAGUGCUGUGCCAGUUGCAGGCAUAGGGCAUAUGAAGUAAGGCAAGCAUGCAAGAAAAUAUUGAGAGAAGCAGCAUUUCAAAUGCCCUUGGCCCCCAGAUGCCUUGCAUGAUUAUGGGGCAAAACUGAGCGUCCAGUUAAUGAUCCGAUCUCCGAAAAUGCAACCACACUUUUGUGUUUCAGUUAGUUGUGGUCUGUGCUGUAGGACUACAUCCACCAUCACCAAUGGACCUCUUGCUCUUUACUAACAACCAGCCGAAGUACUUCGAACUUCUAGUGGAACAGCGAUAUUUUGUGAGGUUGUAUUCCACCUGCAGCUUAAACGCCCGUCUGCCAGUCCCGCGCUCAUCAGCGUUACAAACCAGUCAAAUUAAGUCUCAUCUACGUCCAAGGCUAAAGUUGGGCCGAACGGUGGCGCCUAAGUCAGCUGAAGGGUAAGCACAAAAUUGUGAGUGAUCUGACCGUUCGAAUUUCACGAGCGGCGAUGACCACGGGAUGCCGCACAGAGACGGCAGAGCACCGACAACGGGAGCGAAAAUUAGCUCAAAGUGUGGCACACCUAUGGCGACAGCGUCCAUUCCACUCCCGGAUCCUCUACCCACCUCACGCCGACGGCCAGACAACGUCAAGAUGGUCAAAGGCGGGCCAGGUCGAAGUGGUUGACAGCCCUUAGCGGUCCGCCUCCCACGCAUACCACACGCGGUCUGGUCCCAACAAUGUGUGCCAGGCAUUGGUAACCGCGUCUUAACUCUUAUAUCGCCGACUUAGACGCAUUAUUUGUUCAUUUCGCAGACACAAAGAUUAGCUAUUGAAUUUGUUCACUAAGGGAUCGGUAUUCCUCUGGAAAAGAGAGCAAUAAUGUUGAGUUGAAUGCAUACAAACCUCACAAUUAUUUGGUUAGAACCCGUCCGUCAAACCAAACGGACUCAAAUGAACAUGGGUCGACUCUUAUCUGAAGAUGCAUUUUGCAGUUGUGACAUAAAUUUUAGGCGUAUCGAAAGGAUCUCGGCAUUUAGUGCCGACCAAACAUGUUUUCGGUAUUCUCAGUGGGUUCAUUCUCAGUGGUAUUCCACCACUACCAAAACAAAUAUGUUUGGGAAAAUUAAUUAUCGAUACGAACAAAUGUUAAAUGUCCUCCACGUUCAAGCUUUUUGUUAAAGUUAUUAUCCCUAGAAUUCCGAUUCCUAAAUAAAUUUUGCCGAAUAUAUUGACAACGUGUUUAUUCGAAAUUGCCGCUCUGAAAUAAUGAAAAACCAGCUUUAGGACCGAAGCAUAGAUGUUAAUCUACCGGGAUCUUAUGGAAGAGAAUACGAUUGUUAAAUUUCACUCUGAUAUCAUAAUAAGCGUUGCUUUACUCCUUUUAGGUUCCCCGAUAUUAAAUUAUUCAAAUUGUUUAUCAUUUUAGGUUCAAUUCAAUUGACAUCUUUCUGAGUCUUCUAUGCAUAGAUAAAAUUAAAAUGGCUAUUUUAUUCGAAAAACCGAGAUUAAACGUUUGUUCUAUUUACAACAGAUUUACUCAUUCCAUGUAAAUGAGUGACUAAACGGCUACUAAAUGUUAAAGAAUGCGAAGACAUUGCGCCUUCCCUUGUCCUGUUUCCAAAAAACGAUAUCAGAGAAUAACGACAUAGGAAAUGAAAACUUAAUAGAUGAUGACUGGCAAGUCCUGAGAGAUAUUUGAUUUCUAAAAUCCGACCGUUAAAGUGCUAGCACAUUUCGACGCAAAAUUGUUUUUGAAUAAUCCUGCGUCAGCAAAAUGUUCGAGUAGUGUGUUUGCGUGAGAAUUCUGUUAUCUUAUUUCAAACCGAUCGGCCCUGUAGGAUUCCUGCGAACGAAGGCAUUACAAACAGCAGCAACCAUCAUCACAGUCGUUGGGAUAGCUUAUCUACUAGUGCUGGCAACUGGUUUUCUCCAGGGCAUUCCGCAAAUCCCCUCCACCUCUGACGUAUAUGGGAAAGGGGUGCGUACUAACCACACAUUCAGCGGAUAUCUGGAACCCAAUUCGAGUCUCAAGUAUGUAUAACCUGCACAUAUGCCCUUCUAAUGUUGAUUUCUUGAUCCAAAGGCUUCCUUUUAUCAGCGGGCAAGUAAAAAAACGAUUAAAUCUUGUUUUAGUGCUUUCGUCCGCAUGUUUCAGAAGGAGGGAUAUGGAAAGAAGGAAAUGACGGAACUUCCAACGCAACGGAGCGUCCGUAAGCUUAAUGUUCCAUGCUCUAGUUUUAGCUAUCAGGCGCCUUAAACCAAAUAAUGCAGGCUCCGGUAGUCAUUGGGAACUUAAUAACAGAAAGAAUAUCUUACUUUAAUUAACUGAGUCAGUCGGACUGAACUGCUACAUUUGUCCCUCAUAAGAUAAACGUCCUUAAAACAGAAUUGAUUAUACUCACCCUUCUUACUCAUUAGGAUUGAUUUCAACCAAGUAACCACAGUAUGUGCUCUUGCUUUCUUAAGAAGGUACACCGUACGAUGUGCUCGAGUGAAUAACAGGACGUUCUAACUCCUCUGCCCUGAAGGAGAAUUAUAAUGGUUAAAAUAAUAGCGUCACCCGAAAUAAAUGCCGAUGUGUGGUCUUAAAUUUAAGCGUUAUUUAUUUAGUGCUUAUAAGUCUGAGUAGUGUCCUUGCGUGAGAACUCUUUAAUCUAUGUGCCUUUGAAUAAAAAACUAGGUAUAUUUUCUUUAGUCUUGACAUGGAUUUUGUUAUUUGAUUGGAAUUAUCGAAACGGGGGACAAGAAAUCUGAAGGCACCGUGUUCGUCAGGGUAUGCCGUAUGCAUUUCGCAAGCAAACCAACGCAACAAUUGUCACCAUAACUAUCUAUGGUGUUUAUUUUAAGGUUUUAAAUUCUCACAAGUGCAGGCAUUUUUUCCUGAAACACUGUUCGGGGGAUUUCGACCUCUCCGAUCCCCAUCGUCCGUGAUGAACGAUGAGUCUGUGUAAGACCAUUUCAGCGCAUCUGUUAAGGCAUAUUUUAGUCAGACCAUCGAAGAAUUAUCGGAGAAACGAUAUGUCGCAUGGUCUAGUGUUCAGAAGCACGGAAACGGAUAGAUUAAAUUGUUAAAAAAUGAUUUCAGGUGCCAUUCCAAUUUUAAUUAGAAAGCCAAGAUCAAACUUUCCCAAUCUUAAGCAUUUUUAAGUAGAUGUGCGAGAAAGGUACUACUUCAUUGCAAUGUCUCUGAAAAUGAGAAAUUGUUUUAACGUUAAUAAUGAAUGCAAGCAACAAUGGAUUUCCCUGUGCUAUAUGCCAGUUUCUAUGCUGAUAUCGAGCGUUUUCCUUGACAAAUUUUGCUGUAUAUGUGGCGGGGCGUAGUAGGGAUUCAUCACUUCGAGUCACUGGAACAAAGUGAGACCGUAACAGCGGAUCUCUUGUAUCAGCAAUUAGAACGUUUGAGUCUACCUCUUACGCCAAGCACCCUGUGCUAACCAGUAGAAAAGGUAUCGUUCUGCUGCAUGAAAUGUUAGGGAGGGGACAUUCGCACAAUUAUCUCUAUGCACCCCCUUGUUCGCCAUCCACUUGUACGUUGUCUGCAUCCCCGCAUUAAUCCCUAGGCAAAGAAACUGUUUCGAAAUAUCGAUGAUGUUAUAACUCUUGAAGCCUUUGCAUCAGAGCAAACAUCCUUUUAAAAAGAGGAUAUUAAAAACUCAGUUUAAACAACGGGUGCAAUGAUUACUGGCGAUUAACACACAAUAGGCUUUUCAGUAAAAACCUUUGCUUGCCAUUUAUUAACGAGUGACAUCACCUUCUGACACCCUCAACACAUACAGUGAAUGACCGAUCUCAUGAAAUGUUGACCGAAAUUCGGAAAUUCCUUUUUGACUAGGAAAAAUUAAUUAGGUACCGUUACAAGAUUAAUUAUCAAGCGACAUAGUCCUGUAAUAUUUCUGACUCGCCAGGAUGUCGGAUUGUGAAUACUUUUAUUUUUACCUCCUACGAAAAUCGUACUGCGUAAGAAAUGACAACUUAGAUAGCAUGCAUUAACAUUGAUUUUGAUGUUCUUAUAAAUUUAAAUAUAUUUUACAGGAAAUAUGCAUGAAAAUAUGCUUUCUUUUGCUCAUUACGGUAUCUUUGCAUUUUAUACCUGAAAAAGGGGUAUAUUUGGCUUUUGGAAAAGUUUUUUAUUACGGGAUUUUGAAGACCGUGCAUUAUCCAUUCAUACAGCAUUGUACAUGCACGUUUGACAAUGAUUCUCAUGAAAUGUAGAACAUGAUCCGCAUCCUUUGCAAUAUUUUGUGAACUCUGCAUGGUAUCCUCUUAAAAUAAGAGAGGAAUAUAUGAGUCUCCUUACGCCGACAGCAUGCACCUUGAAAACUGAAAUGGCUAAAAGCUUAUGCAACGGCUGAUCAGGCUCAGAGUUAUACGGACGUUGGAAACUUUUCGAGACCUAAAUGUACCGUUUCUUCAGGUUUAAAAUGUAAGGACAACACUAUUGUCUACCAAAAGAACAAAAUAAAGCAUAUUGUAAUGGGUGUUUCCCAUAAAAUAUAUUUGAAUUGAUAGGAACAUCAAAAAUCAAUGUUACAAAUGUAUGCUUUCUAAGUAGUAAUUCCUUACCAAGUGCUGUUUCAAUAGGAGGUUAAGAAGAAAUGCAUUCAAAAGCCGACAUCCUGACAAGUCCGAAAUCUUAUAGGACUAUGUCCCAUGAUAGUCAAUAUUAUAAAUCUCCACUAAGUAAUCCUUCCUACUAGAAAACGCAUUUCAGAAUUUCGGCUUACAUUUCAUGAGAUUGGUUACUCAUCAGAAAUGUCUAUUAAUUAUACAGGAUUCCGUUUUGUCUUCUUCUUGAGUUUUUGUUUGUUUCCGAUAUUGACAAACUGUAAGGACUGAUCUAUAUGGCCUCCUAAAGAGGACACGGAAAUAGGAAUGUAAAAAUAGCUGACCUGUAGUGAAUUCCGGAAACGACGAAAUAUUCCCGUGUUCUAACCCAGCCAACAACCCUAACAAAAAACUAAACUGUUGCCCUAUUUUUAAUCUUAACUUUACCCUAAAUCUGCAGUUAAUACUAGUCCCUUUAUUGACCCUUAAAUUGUCCUGGUCUUAUCCGACAUGGAUUUCAAAUGUAGCCUUAGAAUUAGUACCUUACCCUCAACCUAUCACUAAUAUUCCUUGAGGCUGGCUCAACGUCACUCGUAUUGCAGGCGGUUGCUUUUUUCAUGCCCUGUUACAUGGGCCAUAUAAGUCAGCAUUAUCGAAAUGGUUGACAUCUAAUUCCUUCCCCUACGCUAAUGAUACCGUAUGUCCAGGUAGGUUUCAUCUUUCCAUGUUAACAAAACUCGUAUAAACGUACAGAAAAAUGAAUUUCGCCAACCGUAAUUAAGCGUUUGUCCGCACGUCUGAAAGGGAAAAUCGACUCACAUUCCAUAGCGCAAUGAAGCGUAAUUGGCAGGUAAUGGUCCAGUACAUGUCAAAUAGCCAGAACGUUCUCCAUUUCUCCCACACCUUCUGUCAGCAGAUAAAUUAUGGAUUUCAACAGACGCUGUCAUUUGGGAAAGGACGGAUGAUUCCUUGCCCAUCAAGUAGAAACAUAUUAUAGAUCUUUCUUUCUCGGAUGGAUGCGAAUAUGCGAAUCUCAGGGAAAGGAGGGAUGAUUCCAUGCCCAUCGCGGUGAAGCAUAUUAUAGGUCGUCCUUCCUAGAGGUCUGCCUUCAGUUAAGUUCCUGGAAUCUGAUAGCAAAAUUGUUAACUUCUCUGACUUUUCCACCUUAGGCAUGGCAGUAGAAACGUCAUAAGAAUUGCCAACACGUUGCACACAAAACAUCCGGCCUCUGUGCAAUGGCCAACCGUAGAGGCAAAUAGAUGGCGUAGCAAUUGGUUCACCUUUUGGAAUGUUCCUUACAAUUUUUGUUCAUGGGCAAAGUCGAUAAGACAAGGUUACAAGAUAUUAUUAGUGACAUUGACUUCUACGGUCGGCACUUGGACGAUAUUUUCUGCCCGACGACCACUGAUAAAGUCCAAAAGAUUGAAAGUGAACACCCCUGAUUAAAGUUUUCUGCAGAGUUUGAGGCAGACAACGAAAUCGCGUUCCUCGAUGUUCUUCUGCACAGACAAGAGGAUGGGUUUAUCCAACGUAAGGCAUUCCGAAAGAAAAAUUGGACUGGAUAAUACACUUAUUUUCACAGGUUUGUCCCCCUAAAUAUUAAACGCAAUUUGGUCCCGGGAUUGGCAGUUACAGUGCGGCGUAUCUGCUCGCCUAAGACUGUUGAGGCAGAAUCACAGCAGCUGAAGGAUAUACUUCACGAAAACGGAUACCAAAAGAUAUUUAACCUCCGAAAUGUAGGGGAGCGUACUGAAAAGCACACAAUGGCAACUGCAGAAAAGAAAAACUUAUUUAUAAGACUAACUCUUCAAGGGCACACAGUAAGUGGCAUAGUAAAACGACGCAUGAAGGCAGCGACCACUAGCGCUUUCCCCGCGGCGAAUUUACCUGUACGUUUCACGAACUCUCCUCUCCUACGCUUGGGAGGUAAAGACCAACUACUGUUGAUGGCCACAUCGGGGUGUAUUUACUCAUUCACUUGCUCCUGUGGAGUGAAAUACAUUGGCUGUCCAACGAGGCGCCUGGAAAAGAGAGUAGGUGAACACAUACCGGCCUGACUAGACAGAGGUGAAAACAAAUGGAUUCCGAGUUCCAUCUUCGCACAACUUGUCGAUACGAAUCACCGAGUUGAUGCCAAAGAAGAGUUUUAGAUUGUCUAUCGGACACCAGCAAGCCUACCCAGAGGCCUACGCCAACGGGUGCUAGCUACAGCCGAGGCUAGACAAUCCAGUGCUAUGCUGUCAGAAGACGUUGACACAGGCGCUAUGUCUUCCGUGGCCAACACCGCCCCCAGGCGACAAUAAUGCGCCACCUCAACCUCCUGAUGGCAGUGAUGUAUGGUCAACGUGCCCGACUUAAAAGCACCACUCACAGCAUAUGGCACCCUCCUCCUCACCCCCUGACAUGGUGACCAUAAAACGCCGAAGCUUCCAUGCGGAUGACGUGGGAAUGAUGAGUGCUAAUGGCCCAUGAGUCACUUAUAACUCUACGAACUUCGCAUAUUUUCAAUUUCUAUGUAGCUGCUUUGGCCUGACGAUGCGUUACCGAAAACAUAACAAAAUGUCCCAUCAUGCGUCAACACACCGUCUGUACAAUCGAAGUAUCAUCGUUGUACAAUCCUGAUUUGAUAUACUUUUGUGUUCUUUUAGAGAUCCCGCAAGAGAAGGGCCUUCCGCCGUUUGCGAUCGCCGCUACCACAAUUGGAAUCGUCUGCCUUCUGGCGCUGGUGAUCGGCCUCUCUGUCCUAAUUAACCGCCGACGCGGCCGAAAAGAACACAGUUUAAACAGUGAUUUAGUCGAUUGUGCCAUUUCCAUAAUCAAUUCGGAUAGUUAG